CACUGUAAGGCCGCCACUAAACGCCAAACACCCGAGUUAGAGAAAAGGUUUGUUGUUGGGUUGGGGAAGCCUGGGAGAGGGUGAGACAGUGUGGGGGAGGGAAAUAGGAGUAGAGAAUCCCACUAGGAUAGGGGUGGAGCUGACACUGGUGUUUGGGCCAUGGGGCUUAGGACCAAAGCAAUGUGCAAUGUGUGAGGGGGCACAGACAGCGCCACAGAUAGUACUACGCCAGUUUACACACAACGCACCCAUCAUCCUUAGGAUGGGAGGCCUCACUUCCAAGACCGGCAGUACUCCAUUUUCCACACUUCUGCCCGAGGAUGGGUUCUGUGCUAACUCUGGGGGCACUCGGCCUCACGGCAUUCGUGACUUAGGACCUGAGAUGGGUGGAGGCUGCUGGCCCGGCUGCGAGGCCCUUAGCCUUCUGAGGUUGGGUGGGUUUGGAGCACGUUGGACACCGGGGAGGCUUCGGCGCCGCCCGCUUGGCCUGUGUGGGGUGGGGCCUCGCGUCACUUGGGUGGGACAGUCUGGGCGCAUUCAUUGGGCCCCGCCCCUGGAAUCCGGAUCGCCUUACUUCCCUGGUGGCUGGGGGGCGGGUUCAGUGCGGGGUGACGUCAGGACGCCAGCUCCUCCCUACGCCAGGGGUGGGAUCUGAAGACCGCUGCCGUUAAGGGCAUGGGGGCUCAGCCGAGCAGUGGCCAAGGCGCUCCGGAGCCGGCGCAGCCCCAGCCCGCAGCGCUGGAGGGCCCGGAGCAACCACGGCCCCCGCCGCAGCCGCAGCCCGAGCCUAGCGCAUGGGGGCCGCUGGAUGACGUGCGUUUCCUCAUCGCCUGCACCUCCUGGUACUGACUGGGCCGCUGGAAGAUGAAGCCGCCCCCCUCACCCCCCGCCAGCAGCUGUCUCUGCACUUGGACUCCCUUGCGUGGUCUGGUCUCCUGUCCCCACGACCCCCUGUCUUCCUCACUCCUCUCCCAGUGUCGGGCAGAAAAUUGCAAGAGGGCGUAGGGGCUUGGAAGCAGGGCCGCCGCCUCCGGCACGUGAACUGCCUCAGUCCCUGAAUUUGUUUGCCUUCCAGCCUGUACCCAAUCCCAGCCCAGACCUUCGUGCUCAGCCCCAACCCAUUUUGGGGCCUGGGGCAACAACCUCCCUGAGCCUGAACCAGAACCAGGUCAGGCCUUUGGCAGUCCCAGCGAGCGCAGCAUGUACCACAGUGACCCUAAGGGGGGUUGCGCCCCCCGCUGGUCUGGCAGGUGAGAUGUGGGGAGCACCACCCUGUUCCCCCAGAACCUCAUCUUUGUUCCCACAUCCCAGGGAAACGACACAACUCUGUAUUUCUGUUUUAUUUAGAAAUGAUUUAAAAAACAUUAUACAAAGGCUGAUCAGUUUAAA
Molecule: messenger RNA, 1389 nt
Organism: Lepus europaeus (European hare)
Lineage: Eukaryota; Metazoa; Chordata; Mammalia; Lagomorpha; Leporidae
Gene: MMP24OS
Product: MMP24 opposite strand
Exons: 2
Coding region: 676-849 (57 amino acids)
Source: RefSeq, a predicted model, not a curated record